Messenger RNA from Phoenix dactylifera (date palm), 844 nucleotides. RefSeq lists its product as uncharacterized. NCBI's taxonomy places the organism in Eukaryota, Viridiplantae, Streptophyta, Magnoliopsida, Arecales, Arecaceae. The record is from RefSeq and is a predicted model, not a curated record.
UGGAUCCAAUCUCUUGCCACUCUUCAACGGUGGAUCUCACACCGUGGCCUGUAAGGAUGUCGGCAAACUUCGCUGGAAGCGAGCUGCCACCGAGGCCUGCAGACUGUCAUCAAAUAGGAAAGGGGAAGACUUUGAGAAGCUCGUGCUCAUCUCUCUCUCUUCGAGGAUCGAAGACGCACCGCCGGAGAUGGAGCCGCCGAGGAGAGGAGGACCGGCGGUGGAGGUGAUGGGCAUGCUCGUUCUGGUGCUGCUGCUGUGCGGCGCGGCGGAGGGGUGGACCGGGGAAAUCCACGGGAGGGUAGUGUGCGAUGUGUGUGGGGAUUCCUCCAUAGGACCCGAGGAUCACGUCUUGGAAGGUGCUGAGGUAGCUAUUCUCUGCAUAACCAAAUCAGGUGAGGUUAUUAAUUAUCAGGCCUUCACAAACUCGAAAGGCAUUUACACAGUGGCAGAGACCAUGCCUGAGAGCGACAGGUGGGAGUCAUGCUUGGCAAGGCCCAUCAGCAGCUACCACGAGCAUUGCACUCGAAGGGGAGAUGCUCACUCUGGGAUCAAGUUCACUUACAAUUUGUCAUCUGGACAUUCUCAUGCUGUCAAACCAUUCCUUUACAAACCUGCUUCUCUCCCAAUGUAUUGCAGCUGAAAUUCAUGCCGCAUGUUCAGAAACAUACCGGGAACUUAGCGGUCCAAAGUCAUGUAUGUUGAUAAUUGAUUGAGGGGGGGGGGGGGGGGGGGGGGGGGAUGAAGGCACCCUAAAAGCUGUAGAAAUCAAGUUGGUUGUUCAUACUUAGUAAAAUGAAAUGGCUGUAUCUGCUGUAUUGGUUAUUUGUGUUCAUUAGCCACAGUA